AUGUUUCUGAUUAUUUCAGGCCGAAGUAAACCAUGCCCUCAAGGAGACAAUUGUUCAAAUCCUGAAUGCGAUCUACUUCACUCAGACAGCUGGGAGUCAAUGAUCGUGGCGCCAACAACUAAUCCUGUAGUUGCUUCAAUGCAGAAAAUAAAAUCGCAAAGUGGAUAUGGAACCGUUAGAACUGGAUUCAAAACUAUUCAACAACGUUGGAUAGACCGCAAGAAUGCUCGCUUGCCAGUCUUAGAAUGUCGUGAGCAGUUUCUCCAACGAUUAGAAAAAGAAAAAGCGUUGGUCAUAACAGCUGAAACAGGUAGCGGCAAAUCAACUCAAUUAGCGCAAUAUACAGCCGAGCAUGAUACAUUUGGACAAGGUUUAACUGUUUGUACACAACCACGUGUCAUGGCUGCCAUUUCUAUUGCUCGACGUGUUGCUGAAGAAUAUGAUGGUGGUGAUGUUGGUUAUUCAGUUGGCUAUUCAGUUGGCGGUGGUAAUACAGUCAAUGGUAAUCGCAUUAUGUUUAUGACAGAUGCCACUCUUGUUCGCCAGUUGAAACACGAUCCAAAUUUAGACAAAAUAAGUGUUCUUAUUAUUGACGAGGCACAUGAACGAUCACUUUAUACAGAUAUUGUACUUGGAAUUGCUAACAUUUUGAGAAAAAAGAGACCAGAUAAUUUUUAUGUUGUCAUCACUUCGGCCACCAUUGAUCCCAAACCAUUUUUAAACUUUUUCAAUUGUCAAACAACACCAUUACAUGUGCCUGGACGUGUAUACCCUGUGACACUUGACUAUCAAAAUCCACCUAGUGAAAUUAAGUUCAACCCCAAUAAACUCAUAUCAGAAUUUAUAAUACCUACUGUUUUAAAAACAUUGAAAAAUUACAAUGAAGGUCAUUGUCUGGUCUUUUUGCCUGGACAAGCAGAAAUCGAGCAGGCAUUGAAACAUUUUAGACCAAACGCACCAGAUAAUGUUACUCCUUUACCUUUGUUUGGUUCGUUAUCACCAGAAGAACAAGAAAAUGUGCUCAAGUUCGAUGUUCAAGAUGAUGAUAUGCGUAUGAUUGUUUUUUGUACGAAUGUGGCUGAAACAUCAUUAACAGUACCAGGCGUUAAACUUGUCAUUGAUUCGGGUCUAGCUAAAGAGGCACGCUAUGAAACAAAACGACGUAUGACUGUACUUGAGCUUGUACGCAUUUCGCGCUCAUCGGCUGAUCAACGAAAGGGCCGUGUUGGACGUUUGUCUACAGGUCACUGUAUACGUUUAUUCGACGAAAAAGAAUUAACAAGACAAAAUAUAGAACCCGAAAUACUUCACUCAUCUUUGGAUGCUGUUAUUUUACAACUGUCUCGCAUCCGACUCGAUCCAUUAGCAUUUCCGUUUAUGGAUAAGCCUUUGCCUGAAUUACUUCAAUCAUCUGUGACAUUAUUGAAACAAAUUCGCUGUAUUGAUAGUGUAACAAACGAAAUUACAAAGCGAGGUGAAUUAUUUGCUAAAUUACCAUUUGAUCCUCGUUUAAGUGAAUUUGUAUUACUGGCCUAUGAAAAGUAUAAUCUAUUAGAUAUACCUGCAACAAUAGCAGCGAUUCUUUCUGCACCUGGUUCCAUCUUUUUUAUGGGUGGAACAACAAAAGAGAAAAAAAUAAAAGCAAAGCAAGAUAUAGUCAAAGGUGCUUUAGGAUAUGACAGUGAUUUAUUGUAUAGUUAUGAAGUAUUUCAAAAAUGGAUUGAUUUUGGUAAAGUUGACGAGAAUGACGGAUGUACUACAUGUAACGAAAAACUGAGUAAAAGUCAAAAAAAAACGGGAUGUCGCCGUUGUCGAGUUCAGCAUACAAUUAAGGAUGGUCUUAACAAUAAAGUGUAUGAAAUUGUGCAGAAAACCCGUGAUAAUUUUAUAAGUACCAUUAUGGAGCCAAAAUGGAAUGUACGUCAUAUACAAUUGUCAAUAUCAGGUAAUACUAACACUACAACGAUGACGAGAACAGCACUAAUACAUACACAAGGUGCCGGAAAACCCAACAAUAUUGUAGAAUAUCUUGGUGAAUGUUUGAAAUUAGUUUUUGCAGAUCAGUUAUGUACAGUAUUAAUUCCACAUAUGCCAAGUGAGGGUGUUCGGAUCGUAUCUGCCAAUGUGCGGGCUAAAAUUAAUGAUAUAUCAACUAUUCUGCAAAAAAAUCGAGAUUCGCCAUUUCAUCAAAUUAUAGCCAUGUCCAUAACACAAUUACCAUCUGGUCUUUAUGUGGUUGAUCGCAUCCAUCCUUUAGUAGAUAUAAUGUCAGUUAACGAUCAGACGAUGACAAUGGUGGAAGCUGUUUCAAUAGAAAAUACUGGUUCGCUAAUAGCGAGUGAAGUACGAAAAAAGGUAUUAUUCAACAUCAAAGAAACUUGGGCUACAUGGUCUGUUUGUAUUCAUGAUACAAAACAAGCUCGUCUUCAAGUAUUUUGUCCAUUAAAAUUCCAACAAAGUGCACAAAAAGAACUUAAAAUAAUUACGCAAGAUUUAGUCAAAACAUACUCUGAGUAUGAAGUAGAAGAAAUGUUGCCAAAUGGUACUGGUGUGGUCAAAGUACAGAGCGGCCUUGCUAUUGCUAACAUUGAAUUAACUGGAAAAAGUUGUCGUGUAAAAAUGAAAAAUUUACCUUGUGAGAACCGUGACGAUUGCAUCGAUUGGAUUAGAGUGAACUAUAAAGUGGAUCUCAAAGAUCGAAAUUUGGUAAAAUGGCUUAAUUUUCAACCUAGCUGUUUAAAGAACGUUGAUGAUGUGGAUGAUGGUGAAGGCGAAUCAGGUAAGUAG
Molecule: messenger RNA, 2787 nt
Organism: Didymodactylos carnosus
Lineage: Eukaryota; Metazoa; Rotifera; Eurotatoria; Philodinida; Philodinidae
Source: the annotation of a GenBank genome assembly